Hypanus sabinus (Atlantic stingray) is the source of this 2470-nucleotide messenger RNA. Its product is annotated as interferon-induced protein with tetratricopeptide repeats 5-like. Gene Ontology annotation, molecular function: protein binding. The record is from RefSeq and is a predicted model, not a curated record. The transcript has 2 exons. The coding region runs from base 132 to 1592 and encodes 486 amino acids. Gene Ontology annotation, cellular component: cytosol. Gene Ontology annotation, biological process: defense response to virus. NCBI's taxonomy places the organism in Eukaryota, Metazoa, Chordata, Chondrichthyes, Myliobatiformes, Dasyatidae.
AUAAACUCGGACCAGCCCCCGUCACACAACUGGGACCAGCCCCCAGAUUAUAAAAGUUACCAGAAACCCACAAAUUGAACAGCCACAUAGCUUUUCAACUCGUCUGAAGUGUAUCUGCAAUCCCAAUCUGCAUGAUGAGCAACACUCUGAAGGAAUCCCUGUUUGAGAAACUCUGCCAGCUUCAGUGUCACUUCACAUGGGUUCCACAGAAGGACAACAUUGACUUCAGAGAUUUGAAGCUUAGAUUACAAGAUUCUAUAAAACUUGAUGUAAAAUAUCAAGCCUCAUCCUACAACCAUCUUGCUUUUGUGAACUGUCAGCAAGGUGACUAUGAAGAAGCAAUUCAAAAUUUAAAGGAAGCUGAAAAGAUUUGGAGAGAGAACCACGAAGAUGAAUUUGAAAGAAGAAGCAUCAUCACCUAUGGAAACUUUGCCUGGGUGCAUUACCACAUGGGACAACUGACUGAGGCCCAAUCCUACCUCGACAAGCUGGAGAUGAUCUGUAAACCGCUCAGUGACGGCCCUCACUAUACAGCAAUGAUACCCCAGGUGUACGGGGAGAAGGGAUGGUCACUGUUAACUUUUGGUAAUAUUGUUUACUAUGAGGAGGCAAAGGAAUGUUUUGAGAAGGCUUUGGAGGAGGAUUCCAAUAAUGUGGAGUGGAAUAUGGGCUUUGUGACUGCUGUUUAUCGUCUGGAAACAAUUUCAGGUGUUUCAGAGAAUCAGGAGCAGAAUCAAUGUGUGAAGUAUCUGCAACGGGUGCUGGAGCUUGACCCAGAUGACACGGUGGCCAUGGUUAUGUUGGCCCUAAAACUGCAAGAGUUCAAUGAAGCAGAGAAAGCAAAUGAAUUAGUUGAAGAAGCAUUGAGGAAGUCCCCAGAUUUGCCAUAUGUGCUUCGCUAUACAGCAAAAUUUUAUAGAAUAGCACGAGCUUUCGAUAUCGCAAUAGGCCUGUUGAAGAGAGCUUUAGAGCUUACUCCAUGCUCUGCCUUCUUACACCACCAAGUUGGUAUGUGUUACAGAGGAAAACUGUUCACUCUGAAAAAGAAAGCAGACUACAACUAUCCUGGCAGAGCUGUAUUUCAACAGAAAGCUGAGUUGAUCAGGAUGUGCAAAUAUCAUUUAGAAAAGGCAUUUCAACUGAAAUCAUCAUUUAUUUUUGCAAAACUGGAUUUUGCAGGAAUCUGCUUAGAAAAUGGAGAACUAGACCGAGCAGAGGAGAUCUACAACAGUCUGCUGAGCUUGAAGGAUCUUGCUCCAGAUAAUAAGCAAGCACUAGUUUUACAAGUUGGAUUAUUUGAACUGUACCACAAAAGAUCUGAAUCAAACGCCAUCACCUAUUUACUGGACGGACUUAAAAUCCAUCCUGGAAGUAAAAAUUGGAAGUUCUGUGACAGUAACUUGAGAAAGAUUUUAAGAAGCCAAAUUAAGAGAAAUCCAAGAAACAGCAAAGCCUUUGGUGUUCUUGGAUUAGUGCACCAGCUGGCUGGGGAGAAGGCUGAGGCUAUUAAAUGCUUUGAAAUGGCCUUAGAAUUUGAUCCCGGCACUGAAGAACAUCUCACAGCUCUUAGUGAAUUAUGUCUUUCUACAUAGUCUCUAGAUAUCCAACUGGAUCCAGGGGCACUGUGAUCGUUGAAAGGUCUCUCCUCAAUGCAUUUGUUUCUCCCUUCUAUUCUCCAAUUUCCACCUGAAUUGUAGUGAGAUUAUUUCAGAUGCAUCUGAUGUUCUGGCUAUAUCAGUAACACUAGCAUGUAAAUCGCUUUAAUUUCCCUGGUUAUUACUGAAUGGGUCCAGUUUCUGCUGGAGUUGAUUGCUAGCCCAGCAAAUUCUGGGUAAAACUGAUUUUUGCGUGACGGCACCAAAUAAGAAGUGCCAUCUCAUUCAGUUUCUAUGUUAAUAAAGCUUGGUCUGAAAGAAAAUGAAAUGAUUUAUAAAAUACCCCGAUAACAAAGGAGAAUACUGUACUUCGUUUUUCCCAAAUAAGCCAUAACCAAUUAUGACCCAGUUAUGCAGCAUGUUCUAUAUUCCAGUUUACAGUUGAGAUCGAUUACAAUAAACUUUUCAUACUCUCUUACACUAUUUGCUUUUAAUAAUUCUAUUCUAAGCAAUUUUAAUUUGCUUGUCAAAAUAUUCCAGAUGAAAUCUUUGAAACUUGUAGUAGAGUCUAUGAACAGUGUUGGAUUACUUGCCGCAUCAAUGAGUUAAAUCUUUAUGCAAUUUACGGUGAAAAAGCACUAAAGUUGACUCAAGAUGUUAAAAAUAUUAAAAUAUUAUGCUAUAAACGCAGAAAUUUCUGGUAACUUUUAGCAGAUCGUUAAGUAUCCAUGGAAGAGAAAACAGAUUAUUUUUCAGAUUGAAGAAAGAGAUGCCGCCUGACCUGCUGUACAUUUUUUCAGAAUUUUUAGUUAAGGAUUCUGAUUUACAAUGUUUGUAGUUUUUAAAUUAAAUUUUAAUUAAAAAGCUUAUUGCUA